Molecule: messenger RNA, 8549 nt
Organism: Anarrhichthys ocellatus (wolf-eel)
Lineage: Eukaryota; Metazoa; Chordata; Actinopteri; Perciformes; Anarhichadidae
Gene: gpr158a
Product: G protein-coupled receptor 158a
Exons: 12
Coding region: 467-4555 (1362 amino acids)
Biological process (GO): G protein-coupled receptor signaling pathway
Cellular component (GO): membrane
Molecular function (GO): G protein-coupled receptor activity
Source: RefSeq, a predicted model, not a curated record
AUUCAGUCUGUGUAGCCUGCACGCAGAGGGAGAACGUCCGCAGCACAGCAAAGCCAAGACAGUCUGAGAGAGAGAGAGAGAGAGAGAGAGAGAGAGAGAGAGAGAGAGAGAGAGAGAGAGAGAGAGAGGCUGGGGGGAAACAGCUGCAAGCGGAUACUCAACAUCAACAAGCUGUAUGAGGCAUCUGUGAGGAAGAAGACGGGAUUGAGCGAGGACAGCGACGGGGUUCCUCGCGCUUCCUCCUCAUCUGCUUUUACUGAUUUCAAGAUCCGACGCGCGGAGCUUGCAAGAACACCACAAGUGGUGAAGCGAUGGUUUAGCGGAGCAAUUCGGUAGGUUUUUUUUUUUCUUCUUCUACAGCACGCCCGCCCAACGACACCGUAAUUCCGAGCAGCAAUCUCCCCCCCGUCCCCCCGUCCCCUCCCCCUGAACAUCUGCGGACGCUUUCUUUUUUUCUGGAGGGAGGAUGGCUGUCUUCCGGCUGUCGCUGCUGCUGCAUGUGGGAUUUGUGAUCGGAUCGAACCACGAAUACGCGGAAUGGUCAGCGCGUGGGGGAGAAGACGCCGGAGCGCGCGAGGCGAUUUACGGCGUUCAGACGCACCGUCGGCAGCUGGCGCAGCUCCGCGCGCCUCAGCAUCCUCCUCCCGGGGAGACCGCGAAGAAAGCGGAGGAGCACCUCCCCCGGGUGGUCACGGCUUUCCUCCACACGGGGGACUCGACCACCUUGAAGAGCGCCAACUGCUCGCGGAGGUACGAGCUCACCUCUCUGCGCGGAAAGUCACGAGGCACCCCGCAUCACUCCAUGGGCAGCGUGCUGGACACGGUGCUGCACGCCACGAACUUCCUCAACAUGAUCCUGCAAGCCAACAGGUCCAGGGAGCAGAGUCUGCGGCGAGACAUUGAGUGGUACCAUGCCUUAGUCAGGAGCGUGCUGGAGGGAGACGCCAAGAUCCACCGGGCGGUCGUCACUUUUGGUGGGGACUCGUCCGCGGAGGGGCCCUCGGUGCUCCUCCAAGCCACCAGGGCCGGUGGGGAGAUAGUCCUCCAAGACCUCUCCGGCGUGGCGCACCGCCAUCUGCACAACCGCACGGUAGACACGGAGUGGUACCACGGUGUCAAAGACAGGAAGAAGCCCAGCUUCCAUAAGAGGGUGCUGAGCCAAGAUUUCAGGUCACUUGACAAUUCUUUAAAAAGAGGGGAGAGUUUCAUCCCGGACAAGACGCACGUCAAAUGGUCUGCGCCCUACCUGGAGUGUGAAAAUGGGAAUUUUGUCCCCCGUUGGCUUCUGACCUUAUCGGCUGCCUUCUAUGGCCUGAAGCCCAACCUAUCUCCUGAAUUCAGGGGCGUGGUGCGAGUGGACAUUAAUCUGCAGGAUGUUGAUAUCGACCAGUGCUCUACUGACGGAUGGUUUGCUGGAACCCAUCGAUGCAACUUGACCACUAUGGAGUGUUCGCCGAUCCACGGCCACGGGUUCAUCUUGGACAAGUACACGUGCCGCUGCAAGACGGGCUUCUACCACCCCAACAGAGUGGCUGUCAACGGCUUCACCAGGAGGGGGAGGGGGAGAAAGGGCAAAGCUGCAGACAGCGGUCCCAAUGCGGACGAGGGGUCUUCCAGCGACUGCCUGCCGUGUCAGCAGGGCUGCGCCUACUGCAAGGACGAAACCCCCUGUGUGGCGCGAGAGGACGGAGCUCUGCGCUUGGCCGUGGUCUCCUUCCAGUGCCUCUGCAUGCUGAUCGUCUUCGUUAGCAUGGUGCUUGUCUACUACUUUCGCAGGAACAAGAGUAUCCGAGCAUCAGGUUUAGUCCUGCUGGAGGCCAUCCUGUGUGGAGCUCUGCUUCUCUACUUUCCGGUUGGGAUUCUCUAUUUCCAGCCCAGUGUUUUCCGCUGCAUCCUGCUGCGAUGGGUUCGACUGCUGGGCUUCGCUACCGUCUACGGGACACUGACUCUUAAGUUGUACAGGGUGCUGAAGGUGUUCCUGUCCCGUACCGCCCAGAGGAUCCCCUACAUGACCAGCUGGCGAGUGCUGCGUCUGCUGGGCAUCAUCCUGCUCAUCGUCUGCUGGUUCCUGGUGGCCUGGACAUCUGCCGUCUGUCAGAACCCGGACAGGAAGUUGGCGCUCAUCGACGUGGGCUACACGCCCGACGGGCUGCAGUUCAGCAUGUGCCUGCUGGAUCGCUGGGACUACAUGAUGGCUGUCGCUGAGUUCCUCUUCCUGCUGUGGGCGGUGUACCUGUGCUACGCGGUGAGGACGGUGCCGUCGGCGUUCCACGAGCCGCGCUACAUGGCCAUCGCUGUUCACAACGAACUGGUCCUGACGGCGAUAUUCUACGUCAUCAGGUUCACUCUCGCUCCAGAGCUCCAUCCAGACUGGAUGCUGCUGCUGUUCUUCACCCACACCCACUUAACUGUCACAGUAACACUGGGUCUACUACUCAUCCCGAAGUUCCUGUUUGCUGGCGCCCACAUGAGAGACGACAUAGUCUCCGAGGCCUACGAGGACGAGCUGGACAUGGGUCGCUCCGGGUCGUAUCUCAACAGCAGCAUCACGUCGGCGUGGAGCGAACACAGUCUGGAUCCCGAGGACAUUCGGACACCAGAGGAAACGGGCCAUCUCAGUUCUAUUAAUGGCUGUGGCGUAAGGUCUUGCAACAGUCUUUGGGAAAAACGUACCAACGAGGAGCUGAAGAAACUCUACUCCCAGCUGGAGAUUUACAAGAGGAAGAAAAUGCUGGCAAACAACCCUCACCUCCAGAAGAAGCGGAGCUCCAAGAAAGGGUUGGGUCGCUCUCUGAUGAGGCGCAUAACUGAGAUUCCCGAGUCGGUGCACCGGCAGUGCAGCCGCGAAGACAAGGAGGCCGGCGAACACGGGAGCAACCGCAACAGCAUCUGCAUGUUGAAGAAGAACCCCUUCGAUCCGACUCACCAGUCAAAGCCGGCGAAGGAGGAGACGCUCAAGAACAAGGUCUUCUCCCUCAAGAAGUCCCACAGCAGCUAUGACCAUGUCCGGGACCAGAGUGAAGACUCCAACAGCUCAGCAACGGACAAGAUGGAGGUGACCCCAGCUGAGGGCUCCCUCCUCGAUACGCUUAUGGCCAAGCAGCUGGUCAAGAAGCAGUCCAGUGAGAUUAUGAGUGUCCCCAGUGAGUCCACGGAAUCAGUUCCUUUGGUCUGCAAGUCAGCCAGCGCCCAUAACCUCAGCGCAGACAAGAAAGCAGUUCACCCUCGAGCCUCCAUGCUGCAGAAGUCCCUUAGUGUCAUUGCCAGUGCCAAAGAGAAGACUUUGGGCUUGACAGGAAAGACCCAGAGCACGGAGGACAGCAAUAAGAAGAGUCAGCCAAAGAGCAAAGACACGAGGGUCAACGCGGAGCCGGAAAACGAGUGCCAGCCCAAGAUGAUUAUCAGCCAGUCGGUUGAGUACAAACAGACCACGGCAAUGGGCCGUCUCAUGAAACAGCCGGUGAGCAGCAGCCAGCCUUCAAUCUGCUCCGAUCCCGUUAAGGGAAAAGACCUCUACGAUCUCUCUGAGGUGUGUCCCUGGGAAGUGGAGGAUCUCCCGACUCCGUCCGAAAACAAGGUCCAAAAGCAUGUUUCCAUCGCGCCGAAGGAAAGCACGACGGUUCACGGUGGUAGCAGCGCCAAGGGAGGCAAAUCUCAGAAGCAGAAAGCUUCCGAUCAAUCUCCGUCGAGUGGCAGGCUUUCAAAGGAAAGUCAGAGGACGACCGCCGUCCGGGUGGAUGUAUGUCCGUGGGAAGAUGGAGGGGAAAGUCAGGGCAGCCAGGAGGAAGGCUCCAAGCAAAACACAUACAGUCAGGCUAGCAAACCCGCUAAGACCCAGCAACCUCAUUCUACAACAGAAAGCUCCAAAACACAUCGAGUAGAGGUCUGUCCGUGGGACUUAGAAGAGCCCCAAAAGACAACAGAGUUGGCCCGUUCACCGGAUGUGACGACACAAAGAAAAGGCCCCUCUCCUGUGGAUGGGAAAGGGAGAAGUAUCCUUUCAGAUCCGUCCAAAACAGGAGGCUCACUCCAGCCGCCGUCUUCAAAAGCUGACGUGUGCCCCUGGGACCACGACAGCGCCGCCCUAUCUCCGAGUUCAGAGAGGACACCGAGUCCCUCUCGGACGUCCCAAACCAAGGAAUCCCCGUCAAAAAAGAAGGAUACCUCUUCCCCGAGAACAGUUGAGAAAGAGAAAUCAAAAGAUGCUGAUGAUGAGAAAAGUAGAACAAAAGCUAAAGACAAGAGUAAAUCUUCAGAGAAACACGCGAGCCAACAGAAAAUGGCUGAGGUGUGCCCGUGGGAUGUGGAGAGUCAAUCGGAAGUGCCGGUGGUGGAAAAAAGGAAAAGCGCAAUCGUCGGAGCAGCCAAAGCAAAGCCGGUUGACGUCUGUCCGUGGGAUUUUGAGGAUACGUCAGAUAAAAAAGGUACAGACAAAAGUGGUUCUGUGGUGGAACAGAGCAAUCUGAAUCCUAAAGGCGGAGCUGCAAGCGCCGUAAAAAAGGCCGACGUUUGUCCCUGGGACUUUGAGGAUAGCGCAUCGAGCAAGAAGGCAUGACACUCGAACCUUAAUGAACCACUGAAGUUAUAGUUAUUGAUGUAUACUUUUUUUUCCACUUUGAAAUCGUUAAAUAUUACCUUUUACUAAUAGUGCGGUGACUUGGAAGAAAAGUUGAUCAAGUUCCACAAGUUGCCUUCCUUUCCGAGGUUUUGUUCCUGUUUUACCUAUUUUGAAAAUAAGUAAAAUGUACACAAAAAAAAAAAAGUCAUGACGAGCAUUCCAGAUUAUUACAGGAAAAUCCUGAAGAUAAAUCUUUAGACUAAUUAUGCAACUUUUGAUUCAGCCUUUUCACUUCAUGAGCAAUGUCAAAAAUCUGCAUUUGUCAUGUUCUGUAUUCAGUCAACAAUUCAUACGCGUUUCUUGUUUUUGUGCAUUAACCAUCACUUAUUGGACUUAAGAUAUGACACCACGAUUGGAUUCAGAGGGAAAAAGAAGUAGGAAAUUAAAGUUGUACAAAACAGCAAAAGUGAAAGCUAAAGAUUAAGGGAACAUCUGAAGAAGAGGGAUGUUGAUCUUAAGGCGGUAACAUUAAUUUAUUAGUUUGUGUCUAACUCUUGGCACGAAGGGAAGGACUCAGUGAGGAAAUCAGUCUAUAGCACUUUAGCCAACACCAUAAAUUAAGACCAGGCUCUCUUCUUCUUGAGCAUUUCGUCCUCUUAUUUCCAACUUCAUGGAUGACACCACACAGGACAUCACACACUGACCAAAUGUUCUUUUUGUUUAGACCUAUUUAAUUGUAGUUCUCUGCAGAUUUAAAAAUGCUUCCGAGUCUGCAGAGAUGUACUGUAUGUGCCUAACUAACUAGCAUUGUCUUGUAUCAGUCUGAAGGGAAGCGCGUGGCUUCUCCUUCGGCCCUUUGUGAUGGUGAAUUAUAUAAACAGCAUGCACAGCCAGGUGUCGAGAGGAGUUUCACCCUAACGGUUUGUCAACUAAAGCAUUUAAUGUCUUGAUGAAUAUAUAACUCUUUUUUUUAAUACCAGAGGCACUCCUUUCUCUUGCUUUCAUAUUUCCAAAAGCUCAUUUAGGGUGGUGACGAUUAUAUGAGAGCAGCAUCAACAUGAAUGUGUGUCAAGAUGUCUCAUAUGUACACUGUAAAAAGUAGGAAUAGAAAACAGGAGCAGCUUUGUUCAUGAAUCCAGCAUGGGUCUUUGUGUUGGCUUGCACCAAGUGUGUGUGUGGACAACAAUAUAUCAAGAAUCUAAAGUGAAAAUGUAAUUCUGGAGUCUCGUACAGGAUCAAGUCCUGGCAGCGCUUUCUGUCCUCUCACUCGCUCCGUCUCAAACACCAAAACUAACCUUUAACUGAAGAAAAGAAAGCAGCUGACAGAAGCUGCUGCUUAAAAGGAUAACAUUGGUUUAUCGUAACUUGUGUUUGAUUUGUAUAACAUUGUACUUGCUGAGACCUGGAACUCCACUAGAACAAAGUCUAAUGGCACGAGCCAAAAAAACGGCAAACAGCAGAAUAACAUUAUUAUUAAAUUUAACUAGAAUAAGAAUUAGAACUAGUUGAGGAUUGUGGAUUGGCCUUUUAGAUGCACUCAUUUUAUAUUUUAAUGUAAAAUAAAUCAGGCUGUUCUCAUUCACUGUUUGUAGUUUUACCCACGAAAAAGUUGCCGUUGCAAUCAAUUUGUUUGUAACCCACGCAAUCGUGAGCCAGGACCGCGAUGUGGUUUGAAGAGCGAUAGGGAGAUGGUCAAAACAAAGGACUUUCACCCAGGAGACCGCUGUUUCUGUCCCGUGUGAGGAACAUACGUCCUUAAGUAAGUAGUCUUUUUAACCCACAUCACGAUCUUUUCAUAAACCUAAUCAAGUAGUUGUGUUGCCUAAACACUGCCGGGUUUGUCCAGGAUGUUGCAGAAAAUAUGCAGAAAAAACACACGAAAGAUAAAAAUAUUAUACGUAAGAUAUUAGGGUUUAGAUAAUAACUGUUAUCUAGUUAUCGACCUGUGUGAUCAUGUCAGUCGUGUUUCCUGUCAGACUUUGUUGUAGCGAUGUCGACUUGUUUCCAGAUCUCAGCAAAUCACUUUGGUGAUUUAAACAAAAUUAAAACCCACGUUUUUAUAUUGCGAAACUAUCCUUUAAUAUUUUUAAAUAAUAAUAUUCCUACUAGCACUACACUGCCAUCAGUUUUUUCUUCCUGUUUCUGUAUUGAAAGUAUUCACGAGUAGCGGAACGCAUGUUGUUCCCAGUUUAACGCACUAAAGCCCCGUUGAUUUAUUGAGACGAUCAUUUUAGAAUUAGCCUUAGCAAUGUGGUCAUCAAUUAAUAACCCGACCGAACCUUUUAAAGGGUUUUGAUUUGUUCAGUGUUUUGUAUCAAAAUGUCUAAACAUUCAUCAUGAACUAUCUAAGUGUGGGAGAAAAGAAAAUCUCCCACUUUUAUUUAAAACAACUGCAGUCGUGAGGAAAACUGUAUCGAUUUAGCAUCUACGGUACUUUAUUGUAUUUUGUGAGAAUUACUGAAUGUUGUCACUGAUUGUAAUUAUCUAUGAUUGCUGUCAAAUUCCUCAAUAUCCAAGAUCGGUAGGAGUCUUUACUAACUGUGGUCAAAUUAUUUAAAAAAGUCCUAUUUAAUCACAGUUCUUCAAUUUCUAAUUUUUAUUGGCAUAAAACCGAAAACAAUCCAGUGACAGAUACUUGUAACCUUUUUGUUUAACUCUACAGCUAGCCUCCAUAAACGUGAUUUAAACCCUGCGUCUUGUAUCUCCGACAAAUCACACCUCCGCCGCUGACCUGUCGGGAUCUCGUCUGAAAUAUCUCAGACGUUGGAGCGUUUCGCCUCGCGGCGCGUGAUUUGUCGUCGCCUCCUGCUUCACGAGCUCCUUUAGGAGGCGGCGUCCGGGAAGAGCCGUCGAACGUGCAUGGAUUGAUUGUAAGGAAUUGAUGGAUCUGUGUGGUCUUUAUGAACCACGUGUUAGGCGUCAUCCAUCAUGUGCACCGUGGUAGCGAUGCAGGAGCCAACAACAACGACAUUUCAAAAGCCCCUUUCCCCCUCUUUCUCUAUAUAGUCACUGCCGCAUUGAUUUUUUUUACUGCCCUGGAAUAUGCUGUCUUAUUUUAUUUAUUUUUGUCCUUGUCUGCAAGCUAUUGUAAAUGAGGAGAUGUGUUUAAUUCAUGGUGAUUAUUUUGAAAAUCUACACGACCUUAGAUCGAGCUCAUGCAGGUUUCACUCUGGUGAAAUAUAAACAAACUUAAUUUAUUUGUAUAUUUUUACACACAGGGCCCGGAUCACAGUUAGCUGGAGCACAAAUAGAACACGAUUAUAUAAUAAUAAUAAUAGUAACACUAAUGCAAUAUCUCACCGUCACACUAUGGAAUACAUAUUUUCCGACAGUUAGCUCGCCGUAGCGUCCCUCGGUUCAGUCAGUCCACAGCCGUCUGUGUGCUAACUCGUGUGAACAUAACCGGUGUCUGUUUUCCUCGGAGAUCAUCAUCGUGCUUUAGUCGUAUCAUCGAUGAAUCGGUGACCGUUUGAACCUCAAACAGAGAGCGUUUGUUCCCGAACCGUCCCGACAUAGACGACACAUAGUGUCCUGUAGCUUCUUCGUCCACCGAUCGGAUCUUUGCGUUCGCGGUGCGUUCUGUCGGCUAGCCGCCUUUUUUUUUUUCAUUUGAAGUUCUCUUCUCUCGUGACCAAACCAAACACAACUAUUGCUACUACUAUUCAACGCUGUAACGUCGUAAAUCUUGCUCUUGUGGCUUCUGCAUGAAUUCAAGAAAAAAAAAUGGUAAUAAUAAUAAUAAUAGGACCGAUGUUUCACUGCCCUUGAUAGAACAAAAAAAGAAAAAAAUUGAUCUUUUAUGGACUGUUACAAGUUGUAUAGUGAGUGAUACUGUCUCUAACCCACUGUAUUAUGUGCUUGUUAUGACUAUUGCUCUAUGACAAGCUUAUAGCAUCAAUAUAUGGGAAUAUUUGGUAGAUUUAUAUUGUGUUAUAUUGUGAUAGCAUGUACAUAAAAGAUACCUCCUCUGCAAUAAAUAUUUAUAUGAAAA